AUGGAGGUGGACGCCGAGGAGAAGCGGCAUCGCACGCGGUCCAAAGGGGUUCGAGUUCCCGUGGAGCCAGCCAUCCAGGAGCUGUUCAGCUGUCCUACGCCCGGCUGUGAUGGCAGUGGUCAUGUUAGUGGCAAAUAUGCAAGACACAGAAGUGUGUAUGGCUGCCCCUUGGCUAAAAAAAGGAAAACCCAGGAUAAGCAGCCCCAAGAGCCUGCUCCCAAGAGAAAGCCAUUCUCGGGGAAGGCAGACAGCUCCUCAGUGGACGAGCGCUACGAGAGCGACGGGUCGGACGACACAGACGAGAAAGAAGAGGACUCGGAGGAGGACUCGGAGGAGGAGGACGAGCCGAGGGAGGACGAGGAGGAGGACCGUGAGGAGGAGGAGGACCUGGAGGAGGAGCUGGAGGACGAGGACGAUGAGGACGGGGAGGACGAGGACGACGAGGAGGAGGACGACGACGAGGAGGAGGACGAGGAGGAGGAAAACGAAGACCAUCAAAUGAAUUGUCACAAUAGUCGAUUAAUGCAAGACCCAGAAAAGGAUGAUAAUAACAAUGACGAGUAUGACAACUAUGAUGAGCUGGUGGCCAAGUCCCUGUUGAACCUUGGCAAGAUUGCCGAGGACGCGGCGUACCGGGCUCGCACGGAGUCCGAGAUGAACAGCAACACCUCCAACAGCCUGGAAGACGACAGCGACAAGAACGAGAGCCUGGGGCGCAAAGGCGAGCUGAGUCUGGACUUGGACAGUGACGUCGUUAGGGAAACAGUGGACUCCCUCAAGCUGCUGGCACAAGGGCACGGGGUGGUGCUGGCGGAGAACAUGAGCGACAGGGGCUACGCAGACACCAUGCAGCAGCAGGACAGCCGGAACAUGAACUAUGUGAUGCUGGGGAAGCCCCUGAACAACGGGCUGGGGGAGAAGCUGGUGGAGGAGAGCGACGAGGAGGUGUGUCUGAGCAGCCUGGAGUGCCUGCGCAACCAGUGCUUUGACCUGGCCCGCAAGCUGAGCGAGACCAGCCCGCAGGACAGGAACCCGCAGCCCAGCCUCAGCGGCCGCCCACACAUCCGGCCAGAGGACGACUUCCCGGGCAGGACGCCGGACAGGAGCUACUCGGACAUGAUGAACCUGAUGAGGCUCGAGGAGCAGCUGAGCCCCAGGUCGAGGACUCUCUCCAGCUGUGCAAAGGAGGAUGGGUACCACGAGAGAGACGACGACACGGCCUCUGUCACCUCCGACAGGUCCGAGGAGGUGUUCGACAUGACCAAGGGCAACCUGACCCUCCUGGAGAAAGCCAUCGCUCUGGAGACGGAGCGGGCCAAGGCCAUGCGGGAGAAGAUGGCCCUGGAGGCUGGCCGGCGGGACAGCAUGAGGUCGUACGAGGAGCAGUCGCCAAGACAGCUGCCCGGGGAGGAGAGAAAGCCCAAGCCCAGCGACAGCCAUGUCAAAAAGCCAUACUAUGGUAAAGAUCCCUCGAGAGCAGAAAAGAAAGAGAGCAAGUGUCCAACCCCAGGGUGCGAUGGAACUGGCCACGUAACUGGGCUGUACCCGCAUCACCGCAGCCUGUCCGGAUGCCCGCACAAAGAUAGGGUCCCUCCGGAAAUUCUUGCCAUGCAUGAGAAUGUUCUCAAGUGUCCUACUCCAGGCUGCACAGGGCGCGGGCAUGUAAAUAGCAACAGGAACUCUCACCGAAGCCUCUCUGGAUGCCCUAUUGCUGCCGCCGAGAAGCUGGCAAAGGCCCAGGAAAAGCACCAGAGCUGCGACGUGUCCAAGUCCAGCCCGGCCUCCGACCGGGUGCUAAGGCCAAUGUGCUUUGUAAAGCAGCUCGAGAUCCCUCACUACGGCUACAGAAACAACGUCCCCACGACCACGCCGCGCUCCAACCUGGCCAAAGAGCUGGAGAAAUACUCCAAGACAUCGUUUGAGUACAACAGUUACGACAGCCACACGUACGGCAAGCGGGCCAUAGCUCCCAAGGUGCAAACCAGGGACAUAUCCCCCAAAGGAUAUGAUGCGAAGCGGUACUGCAAGGACGCCAGCCCCAGCAGCAGCGCCGCUAGCAGCUACGCGCCCAGCAGCGCCAGCAGCCUGAGCUGCGGCGGCGGCAGCAGCGCCAGCAGCACCUGCAGCAAGAGCAGCUUCGACUACACGCACGACAUGGAGGCAGCCCACAUGGCGGCCACCGCCAUCCUCAACCUAUCCACACGCUGCCGCGAGAUGCCACAGAACCUGUCCACCAAGCCGCAAGACCUGUGUGCCACACGGAACCCUGACAUGGAGGUGGACGAGAACGGCACGCUGGACCUGAGCAUGAACAAGCAGAGGCCGCGGGAGGGCUGCUGCCCGAUCCUGACUCCGCUGGAGCCCAUGUCCCCGCAGCAGCAGGCCGUGAUGAGCAGCCGGUGCUUCCCGCUGGGCGAGGGGGACUGCUGGGACCUGCCCGUGGACUACACCAAGAUGAAGCCCCGAAGGGUCGAUGAGGACGACUCCAAGGAGAUCACUCCGGAGGACCUGGACCCCUUCCAGGACGCUCUGGAGGACAGAAGGUACCCGGGGGAGGUGACCAUCCCGAGCCCCAAGCCCAAGUACCCGCCGUGCAAGGAGGGCAAGAAGGACCUGAUAACUCUGUCGGGCUGCCCGCUGGCUGACAAGAGCAUCCGGAGCAUGCUGGCCACCAGCUCGCAGGAACUCAAGUGCCCCACCCCUGGCUGCGACGGCUCCGGGCACAUCACCGGCAACUAUGCUUCCCACCGAAGCCUUUCAGGGUGCCCGCGGGCCAAGAAGAGCGGCAUCCGGAUAGCGCAGAGCAAGGAGGACAAGGAGGACCAGGAGCCCAUCAGGUGCCCCGUUCCCGGGUGUGACGGCCAGGGCCACAUCACCGGGAAGUACGCCUCGCACCGCAGCGCCUCCGGCUGCCCCCUGGCGGCCAAGAGGCAAAAGGACGGGUACCUCAAUGGCUCCCAGUUCUCCUGGAAGUCCGUCAAGACGGAGGGCAUGUCCUGUCCCACUCCCGGAUGUGAUGGCUCCGGGCACGUCAGCGGCAGCUUCCUCACACACCGCAGCUUGUCCGGCUGCCCACGGGCCACGUCGGCGAUGAAGAAGGCCAAGCUGUCCGGGGAGCAGAUGCUGACCAUCCGGCAGCGCGCCAGCAAUGGCAUAGAGAACGACGAAGAGAUCAAACAGCUGGACGAGGAGAUCAAGGAGCUGAAUGAGUCCAACUCUCAGAUGGAGGCCGACAUGAUCAAGCUCAGGACUCAGAUCACCACCAUGGAGAGCAGCCUGAAGACCAUCGAGGAGGAGAACAAAGUGAUCGAGCAGCAGAACGAGUCCCUGCUCCACGAGCUGGCGAACCUGAGCCAGUCGCUGAUCCACAGUCUGGCCAACAUCCAGCUGCCGCACAUGGAGGAUGGUGUAUGGUGGGGGCAGUAA
This is a messenger RNA of Pipistrellus nathusii (Nathusius's pipistrelle), 3426 nucleotides long. NCBI's taxonomy places the organism in Eukaryota, Metazoa, Chordata, Mammalia, Chiroptera, Vespertilionidae. The record is from the annotation of a GenBank genome assembly.